AGCCACACGAUUUCUUCUUGUUUUUGAUUCGCAAUGAACCCAACACAGACCCUUUACUCUCCCGGCGGGAACUCGCCGGCAUCUUCUCCGGCGACGCACCCAUCUUCACUCUUUCCUCAAAUCAACAAAUGUCGAACUAUAAGAGACCUCUCUCAAAUCCAUGCCGUAUUCAUCAAAUCAGGUCAAAUGCGAGACACUCUCGCCGCCGCAGAGAUUCUCCGAUUCUGUGCUACCUCCAAUCUCCAUCACCGUGACCUUGACUACGCUCAUAAGAUAUUUAAUCAGAUGCCUCAACGAAAUUGCUUCUCUUGGAAUACAAUAAUCAGAGGUUUCAGUGAGAGCGAUGAAGACAAAGCUGUAAUUGCAAUCACAUUGUUCUGUGAUUUGAUGAGUGAUGAGUUCGUUGAACCGAAUCGGUUUACGUUUCCUUCUGUGCUUAAGGCUUGUGCGAGGACAGGGAAGAUUCAAGAAGGUAAACAGAUUCAUGGGUUGGCUUUGAAGCUUGGGUUGAGUUAUGAUGAAUUUGUGAUGAGUAAUCUUGUUAGGAUGUAUGUGGUGUGUGGUUUGAUGAAAGAUGCUUGUGUGUUGUUUUAUAAGAACAUUAUAGAAAAAGAUAUGGUGGUGAAUGUUGAUAGAAGAAAGAGAGAUGGUGAUGUUGUUUUAUGGAAUGUUAUGAUUGAUGGCUAUAUGAGACUUGGUGAUUGUAAAGCUGCAAGGAUGUUGUUCGAUAAAAUGCGUCAGAGAAGCGUUGUUUCUUGGAAUACGAUGAUAUCGGGUUAUUCGCAGAACGGGUUUUUUAAGGAUGCUGUUGAGGUUUUCUGUGAGAUGAAGAAAGGAGAUAUCCGUCCGAAUUAUGUUACUUUGGUUAGUGUUCUUCCUGCGAUUUCGCGGUUAGGGUCGUUAGAAUUAGGAGAGUGGUUGCAUUUGUAUGCAGAGAGUAAUGGAAUUAGGAUUGAUGAUGUGCUUGGCUCUGCUUUGAUUGAUAUGUACUCGAAAUGUGGGAUCAUCGAGAAAGCGAUUCAGGUGUUUGAGAGAUUACCUCGAGAGAAUGUGAUUACUUGGAGUGCGAUGAUAAACGGGUUUGCGAUACACGGCCAGGCAGGUGAUGCUAUUGACUGUUUUUCUAAAAUGAGGCAGGCUGGAGUUCAGCCUAGUGAUGUUGCUUACAUUAACCUCUUGACUGCUUGUAGCCAUGCUGGGUUAAUAGAAGAAGGAAGGAAGUAUUUUAGUCAAAUGGUGAGUGUGGAUGGGUUAGACCCAAGGAUUGAACAUUUUGGGUGUAUGGUUGAUCUAUUGGGUCGUUCGGGUCUUCUUGAUGAGGCUGAGGAGUUUAUACUUAAUAUGCCUAUAAAACCAGAUGAUGUGAUAUGGAAAGCACUUUUGGGUGCUUGCAGAAUGCACGGAAAUAUCGAGAUGGGAAAGCGUGUGGCCAACAUUCUCAUGGAUAUGGUUCCUCAUGACAGUGGAGCUUAUGUCGCCCUCUCAAACAUGUAUGCUUCUCAAGGGAACUGGUCAGAGGUUUCAGAGAUGAGGCUGAGAAUGAAGGAAAUGGAUAUAAGAAAAGAUCCCGGGUGUAGUUGGAUCAACAUUGAUGGCGUGCUUCAUGAGUUUCUAGUAGAAGAUGAUUCUCACCCGAGAGCCAAAGAAAUCAACUCAAUGCUCGUAGAAAUCUCAGACAAACUGAGACUAGCUGGGUAUAGACCAAUCACCACACAGGUUUUGUUAAACUUGGAGGAAGAAGAUAAAGAAAACGCACUCCAUUACCAUAGCGAGAAGAUCGCUACAGCGUUUGGGUUGAUAAGCACGAGCCCUGGCAAACCAAUACGCAUUGUUAAGAACCUACGCAUCUGUGAGGAUUGUCACUCAUCCAUCAAACUCAUCUCCAAAGUUUACAAGAGAAAGAUAACUGUACGAGACCGGAAACGUUUCCACCAUUUCCAAGAUGGCUCAUGCUCGUGCAUGGAUUACUGGUGAAAGUGCAUGAUAAAAACAAAAAAUUCUUAAUAACAUCAUUUUUGUUUUAAAGAUGAGUGGAGUUUAUAUGUAAUUUGAAGAUAUAAAGUUUUAUUUUGAAUAACCCAUAGAAAAUUUAUGAUAA
Molecule: messenger RNA, 2098 nt
Organism: Capsella rubella
Lineage: Eukaryota; Viridiplantae; Streptophyta; Magnoliopsida; Brassicales; Brassicaceae
Product: pentatricopeptide repeat-containing protein At5g48910
Exons: 1
Coding region: 34-1974 (646 amino acids)
Biological process (GO): RNA modification
Molecular function (GO): zinc ion binding; protein binding; RNA binding
Source: RefSeq, a predicted model, not a curated record